CCUCUGCAGUCUGCGUCUAGCCGCUGCAGGUGGCCGCGCGUGCACUCAACCGCUAUCGCUGUUGCCCACAUAUCAUCCGUUUGCACCAAAUAAGCUGUCGCAAAAGUGCUGGGAGCAACAAGCAUGAUCAGACGACGAGCCGCGCUCCUCCUCGCCGCGGCGGCGUCCGUCGCGGGCUUCACGCCGGCCAGGCCCCUCCCCGCGGCGGCGCGCGUGCACGCUGACAAGCCGAGGCAGUCCGUCGUGAUGAUGCCCAUCGGCGUGCCGAAGGUCGCGUACCGCGUGCCGGGCGCGCCGUCGGCCGACUGGAUCGACAUCUACAACCGGUUGUAUCGGGAGCGCAUCAUUUUCCUGGGCCAGGAAAUUGAUGAUGAACUGGCGAACCAGAUCAUUGGGGUCAUGCUGUACCUCGACAGCGAAGAUUCGACGAAGCCGAUCUACCUGUACAUCAACUGCCCCGGCGGGAGCGUCAUCGCUGGGUUAGCGAUUUUUGAUACGAUGAACCACAUCAAGUCGCGGGUCGUGACGAUCAACGUCGGGUUAUCCGCCUCGAUGGCUUCCUUCCUCUUAUGUGGUGGUACCAAAGGAUCUCGUUUAGCACUACCGAACAGCCGAGUCAUGAUCCACCAGCCCAUGGGCGGCGCCCAGGGCCAGGCCGAGGACAUCAAAGUAGAAGCGGCCCAGAUCGUGCGCAUCAAGGAGAACCUCGUCAAGCUCUACUCGAUGAUGACGGGCCAGACGACGGACCAGAUCAUCAAGGAUUUGGACCGGGACAACUUCAUGAGCGCGCAGGAGGCGUGCAGCUAUGGCAUCGUCGACAAGGUCAUCGACGUGGACUACACGAAGUAGGUGGGCGUAAGUACUAGUAUACAAC
Pelagomonas calceolata is the source of this 874-nucleotide messenger RNA. The record is from the annotation of a GenBank genome assembly. NCBI's taxonomy places the organism in Eukaryota, Pelagophyceae, Pelagomonadales, Pelagomonadaceae.